CUUAAUUUACCUCAUUUCCCUUAAGCCUCAAUACUCUCUUUGUUUCGUCUCUUAUUUCAUUCUGCAUGGCUCGCUUAAGCACACUUGGGCUCUUUUGCAUUAUUCUUGUUUUAAUCUGUUAUGUGCCAUCUUUAGAAGCAAGGAAGCUCAUGAACAUUGAGAGGAGGAGGAUAGUACCUUCUCCGGAGGACAAUUUGGUCCUAACUGCCCUUCCCAAGGGCACUGCUGUCCCAUCUUCUUCCCCAAGUGGUAAAGGCCCCGCAAUGGUCAUCUAUGAAAAGCUACUCUCUCAACACUUUUCCCGCAUUGAUAGGAUUUUGGAGUCCAACCCAAGUCCCGGAAUCGGUAACCGCAACUAGACAUGGCUUUCAUGGAAAACUUUAUACGGAUAUAUAUCUAUAUCUAUAUCUAUAUCUAUAUAUAUACACAUAAAUAUUUUAUAUAGUACGCAAAAUGCUACGAGGGUGUGAUUAUCUCACGACGAAAUCGUGUCUUCAUACUCAUGAAAAAUUUAUCUUUCUGAUUUAUAUGUAAGCAAUGUAAACUUUAUACGAAUAUAUAUCUAUAUAUAUAUAUACACACA
Messenger RNA from Cornus florida, 583 nucleotides. Its product is annotated as precursor of CEP14-like. NCBI's taxonomy places the organism in Eukaryota, Viridiplantae, Streptophyta, Magnoliopsida, Cornales, Cornaceae. The record is from RefSeq and is a predicted model, not a curated record. The transcript has a single exon. Gene Ontology annotation, biological process: cellular response to nitrogen starvation; response to osmotic stress. Bases 66 to 359 code for a protein of 97 amino acids.